Messenger RNA from Pseudophryne corroboree (corroboree frog), 352 nucleotides. Its product is annotated as capping protein, Arp2/3 and myosin-I linker protein 2-like. The transcript has 4 exons. Lineage: Eukaryota; Metazoa; Chordata; Amphibia; Anura; Myobatrachidae. Bases 89 to 352 code for a protein of 87 amino acids. The record is from RefSeq and is a predicted model, not a curated record.
GCUAACUGCCUUCCUGUGCUCAUUUAGCCUUUGCUUUAGACUAAUAAAUAACUGAGAGUUGGAAAGUGCUUUAACAAUAUAAAGCAACAUGCAAUCCAUCAGCUUUGAGUUACAAGCUUGUAUCGUGGAUUUCCUGGAACCUAGACAAGUCAAGCUAAUAAAGCCACUUCAAAUGAAACUAAAAUCACAGUUUCAAGACUUAAUCUUGGCUCUGACAUCUUGGAGAGCAUUUCUGCUACAACAAACACUACCUUUAAGGGUGGAAAGCACGUUCAGCUAUUUGGAAAUUAGUGACAUUGAGAUUCGAGAUGACAAAUUGGUAAGUACUACUUUUCAUGGUAUCUUAAAAUAG